Molecule: messenger RNA, 1061 nt
Organism: Contarinia nasturtii (swede midge)
Lineage: Eukaryota; Metazoa; Arthropoda; Insecta; Diptera; Cecidomyiidae
Exons: 2
Coding region: 51-959 (302 amino acids)
Source: RefSeq, a predicted model, not a curated record
CAGUUAUUGCUUAGCCUCCUGGAUAAUAACUUUAGUUGCCGCAAACAAAAAUGUCUAAACUUUCAUUAUUUCUGGUAUUCUUUGGAUCGUUAGCAUGUGAUCAGUUCGUAUCGGCCAGUGAACAUAAAUAUGAAUUAAACAGUCCGAUUUAUACUACAUUUAUGGAGGAAUUUGCUUCAAAAGUAGUUAAAAUCGAUAAUGAUCAUGAUUCUAGUUAUUGGAAAGACCAAUUGAAACCCCUCUUCAAAUAUCCCAAAUUUGAACGUGUCACUGACCAUGGUUUUUUCGGAAGUAGAUCUACCGAAACUGCAAUGAAUUCAGAAAAAUACGAUUGGUUUACAACACAGUGUGACUUACCCCAAAUAGAAAAUAAACUCAAAGAACCUAUCGAACAUAAAUACCAAGAUAUUCACAGAGAGAUUCGGCAAAAUAUAGAAGACUUAAGUAUUCUGUACAAUGAUAUUCGUAAUGUUCAUAAUGAUAUUUAUAGAGGAUUGUUUGACGAACCGAAAUUCAAUGAUAUAAAAGGUUUUAAAAACGCAAUCGAACAAUUCGAUAAAAAGUCAAUUAAAAAACAUCGCUUGAAAGUGAUUGGAAAGGAAUUGCAAACAAUGAAACAAAAGUACGAUGAUAUAAUAAAUAGAUUGGAUGAAAAAAUGCAAGAGAUACCAGUGAAAAGAUAUAAAUAUCUGCAGCAAAUCGUUCUGAGCGAUAAGAAAAUUGAAGAACUCAAGAGUUUAGCCGACGAAACAGGUCAAUUGAAUGAGAUAAUCAAGAUUAUUGGCGCAUUGAAGGAGAAACUGGAAGCAUUGAGAAAGGUUCUUUCAGAUACAACAUCGAUCAUAGAUGAGUUUACUGUUGAACGGAUUAAGUGGACAGAGAUCUUGAUGGAUGUACCUAUUAAUAAAAAAGAAUCGAAACGUAAACUGUGUUGUAAAAAGCCCACAGUAAUGGAAUGAUAAGAAACACACAAAUUAUAAUUCCCAUUUAAAUUAUAAUCUUUUACAUCAACAUCAUGUAAUAAAUGAAAUACUUAAAUUUUGAAAUCAAUUUAAAUGAAA